CAGGAUGGUGAUAUCAUUAUCGGAGGAGUAUUUCCUCUUCAUGACAUCAUUGAGGUAUCCAAUUUGCCCUUCACGUCUGAGCCAAACUAUGGAAUGUGCAAUGACCGCUUCAAUAUUAGGACUUAUCGGUGGAUGCAAGGAAUGAUCUUCGCAAUUAAUGAAAUAAAUAGAAGCCCAGCACUCUUGCCAAACAUAACUUUGGGUUAUGCCAUCUACGAUACUUGCUAUAAUAUUCCUAAAGCUAUUGAGGAUGCAUUUGCUCUGAUAUCUGGACAGCAGAAAUUCACACCAAAUUACCAAUGCCAGUUAAAUUAUUCCUUGGCUGCUGUAAUUGGUGCCUCAACUUCAACAAUCUCAAACGCAAUGGCAACAAUACUUGGGAUCUAUCGUUAUCCUCAGAUUAGUUACUUCUCAUCUAUCCCACGUCUCAGUGAUAAAGAAGAAUUCCCAUCCUUUUUUCGCACUAUGCCAAGUGAUAUAUUUCAGUCUAGGGUCUUUGUCCUUUUGGUGAAACACUUUGGUUGGAAAUGGGUGGGAAUAUUAGCAGAUGAUAUUGACUAUGGAAUACAAGCAGCUCAGAUUUUUAAAGAGGAAGUAGAACGUCUCGGAGUGUGCAUCGCCUUUUCCGAGACAAUUCCAACAGACAAAUCUAGAGAAAAGUAUCUUCAAGUUGUUGAUACAAUAAGAAUGUCAUCUGCAAAGAUUAUAGUUGCUUUUUCUUGUGACACUAAUAUAGUUCCUUUGCUUGAAGAGAUUGUUAGACAAAAUAUAACCAACAGAACAUGGCUAGCAAGCGAAGGUUGGAGUACAUCGGGUCCCCUAAUUAUUAUAAAAAAAGAGCAUACUAAAUACUGGACUGGAACAAUGGGGCUUACACUCCCAUUAUGUGACAUUGAAGGACUCCAGGAAUUUCUCUUUGAGAUGAAUCCUUUUAAAGCUAUUCAUGAUAUUUUUAUACCUGAACUCUGGGAAGAAGUAUUUCGCUGCUCAUGGUCAGCUGCAAUGCAGAAAGAAAAUAAACUGCAAUUAAACACGAGUCAGUCUGCUCUGAAAGAAACCUGCACUGGGCUGGAAGAUAUGAGGGCAGCUAAUCACUCCUACACAGAUGAUGGUAACUUCCGAGUCUCAUGCAAUGUGAACAAUGCUGUAUAUGCAGUCGCUUAUGCCCUGCAUGAUUUGCAGUCCUGCGAAAAUGGAAAAGGACCUUUUGAAAAUGGAACCUGUGCAAAUGCACAUGAUUUUGAACCUUGGCAGCUUCUACAUUACAUGAAAAAAGUCAGAUUCAUCGACCAAUCAGGAAAUGAACAACAUUUUGAUGAAAACGGUGAUGUUUCAGCCAUAUACGAUGUAAUAAAUUGGCAAGAAACUUCUGAUGGCGUAAUUAAAUUUGUGAAAGUAGGACAUUAUGAUGGUAGAGCACCUCCAGGACAUGAACUUACCAUUAGAGAGUGGGAUCUCAUCUGGAAUGCUGGUGAAUUAGAGGUUCCUCGUUCUGUAUGUAGUGAAAACUGCCACCCAGGAACUAGGAAAACAGUUCAACAAGGACAACCAAUCUGCUGCUUUGAUUGUAUUCCUUGUGCUGAUGGAGAGAUAUCAAAUGGCACAGAAUGUUUUCAGUGUCCUGAAGAUUACUGGUCAAAUCAAAAGAAGGAUAAGUGUGUACCGAAGGAGGUGGAAUUUCUAUCUUUUUAUGAGCCAUUGGGGAAUGUUUUAACAUUUUUUUCAAUCUUAGGGGUUACUAUCUCUGUAGCUAUUAUUGUGAUAUUUAUAAAGUUCAUGAAUACGCCCCUUGUACGAGCUAAUAACUAUGAACUGAGUUUCCUUUUGCUAUUUUCUCUAAUGUUGUGUUUUCUGAUUUCUCUUAUAUUUAUUGGUAAGCCUUCAGUCAAAGUUUGUGUACUCCGUCAAAUAGGAUUUGGCACCAGCUUUUCCUUGAGCCUCUCAUGCAUCCUUGUUAAAACUACAGUGGUAGUACUGACUUUUGCAAUGACAACACCGAACCAAAAUGUGUUAAAACAUUUUCGGCCCAUGCAUCAUCGUAUGAGUGUUGCAGCUAUAACACUCAUUCAAAUUGGUAUCUGUAUUGGGUUUUUGUUAUCAUCACCACUUUCUGUGGAGAAAAACACAAUGGCUAUAGGUGGAAAAAUUAUCCUACAAUGCAGCAAAGGAUCUGAACAAGCUUUAUUUGGUAUUUUGGGAUAUGUUGGGCUCUUAGCUGUUUCCUGCUUUGUUUUGGCAUUUCUGGCCCGAAAAUUGCCAAACAAUUUCAAUGAAGCCAAAUUUAUCACUUUUAGUCUGCUUAUCUUUUUUGCAGUGUGGAUAUCCUUCCUACCAGCUUACUUCAGUAGUAAAGGAAAAUAUUUAGUAGCAAUAGAAAUAUUUGCUAUCCUGUCCUCAAGCUUUGGCCUUCUUGCCUGUAUUUUCUUUCCCAAAUGUUAUGUUGUUUUGCUGAGGCCCGAAUUGAAUACAAAACGUGGUCUGAUGGGUCGUGCAGAAAAAUCCACCUAG
Molecule: messenger RNA, 2508 nt
Organism: Carcharodon carcharias (great white shark)
Lineage: Eukaryota; Metazoa; Chordata; Chondrichthyes; Lamniformes; Lamnidae
Product: extracellular calcium-sensing receptor-like
Exons: 6
Coding region: 94-2508 (804 amino acids)
Biological process (GO): G protein-coupled receptor signaling pathway
Cellular component (GO): membrane
Molecular function (GO): G protein-coupled receptor activity
Source: RefSeq, a predicted model, not a curated record